UCCAGAAUGUACACCAUACACCAUAAAAACAGAAAUUUAGAGGAAAAACAAAAAAAGAGUGGUCACCAAGUGGAUAAAGUAUGGACUAAUUUCGAGCCUUGAGUCCCAACCAAACUGAAAAAUCAACCAAUUUCUCCACCACUAAAAAAUUAAAAAAUCACACAAGAAAAGGCAACUAAACCAAUCCGAAUCCCAGAACAACAGUCACUUAGCAAACUACGAAGCAGAAAAACUUGUCCUAACAGCAGCUCCAUAGAACCAGACAUUCCAGCACGUCAUUCUAACACUAUAAUCACUCCAACCAUAAAAAGCCCACAACGUUUUAGGGGCCAUGAAGCUGCUAUCUCCUCCUCCUUCUUUAUCUCGCCCCACUUCUCUGUUCUUCUUCUUCACUACCAAUCCAAAAGGUACAAAACCCAUCUCCAGUUCAGUUCAACUCUUCCAAUAUAGAUCAAAAAACUUAACUUUUACUCAAAGAAUGGAUGUUAAGGCAUGUGUAAAGGUAGAGCAAAAGAAAGGUGUUGCAGAAGUAGAAGAAACUAAGUGGAGAAAGGUUUCAGCUGUGCUUUUUGACAUGGAUGGAGUGUUAUGCAACAGUGAAGAGCCGUCUAGAUUGGCUGCUGUUGAUGUUUUUGCUGAAAUGGGAGUUGAUGUUACAGUUGAGGAUUUUGUGCCUUUCAUGGGAACAGGUGAAGCAAACUUCUUAGGAGGUGUAGCUAAUGUUAAGGGCGUUCAGGGAUUUAAUACUGAUGCAGCAAAAAAGAGGUUCUUUGAGAUAUAUCUUGAAAAGUAUGCAAAACCAAACUCGGGAAUAGGAUUCCCAGGUGCCCUUGAACUCAUAACCCAGUGCAAAGAGAAAGGUCUCAAAGUUGCUGUUGCCUCCAGUGCCGACCGGAUCAAAGUUGAUGCAAAUUUAGCAGCUGCUGGUUUGCCAUUGUCCAUGUUUGAUGCUAUUGUGUCAGCAGAUGCUUUUGAGAAUUUGAAACCAGCUCCUGACAUUUUCUUGGCUGCAUCAAAGAUCUUGGAGGUGCCCCCUAGUGAGUGCAUUGUUAUUGAAGAUGCACUAGCUGGAGUACAAGCUGCACAAGCUGCACAGAUGAGAUGCAUAGCUGUGAAAACUACAUUGUCAGAAGAGACACUAAGCAAUGCAAGCCCAUCCCUUAUCAGAAAUGACAUAGGAAGUGUUUCACUUGAUGAUAUUCUCAGCGGUGGAUCUGAUGGCUAUAAUGAGAAGAUGCAGGGACCUCAGGUUCUGCAUACUUCUGAACCGACUUCGGCAGCAAUGCUCGAAGAAAGACCAGAUAAUGGGUCAUUUCCUAACAACAUUGCUACCAAUGACUCAGUUGGGGGGUUGCAGGCUUCUCGGCGCAAUAUAUUGAGAUAUGGAAGUUUGGGAAUUGCUCUGUCAUGUCUGUUCUUCACCAUCUCAAACUGGAAGGCAAUGCAAUAUGCAUCCCCUCAAGCUAUAUGGAAUUUGUUGUUUAGGGUUAAUAAGCUGGAUUUUGAGAAAAAUGAAAAUACAGGUAAAUCACAGUCAAGAGUCCAACAGUUCGUAAAUUAUAUAUCUGAUCUAGAAACCAGGGAAACUGCUCGCAUUGUGCCAGAAUUUCCAGCUAAACUUGAUUGGCUAAAUACAGCUCCACUUCAAUUUCGCAGGGAGUUGAAAGGUAAAGUGGUUAUUCUGGAUUUUUGGACCUACUGUUGCAUAAAUUGUAUGCAUGUGUUGCCAGAUCUAGAGUUUCUGGAGAAAAAAUACAAAGAUAUGCCGUUCACUGUUGUGGGGGUACAUUCAGCUAAAUUUGACAAUGAGAAAGAUUUAGAAGCAAUUCGCAAUGCCGUUUUACGCUACAAUAUCUCUCACCCAGUUGUCAAUGACGGAGAUAUGUAUUUGUGGCGUGAACUAGGUAUCAGUUCAUGGCCAACAUUUGCCCUUGUUGGACCAAAUGGUAAGCUUCUCGCUCAAAUAUCGGGAGAAGGCCACCGAAAGGAUCUUGAUGAGCUGGUGGAGGCGGCUCUUUUGUAUUAUGGUGGGAAGAAAAUCCUAGACAGCACAUCAAUUCCCUUGAGUUUGGAGAAAGAUAAUGAUCCUCGAUUAGUUACCUCUCCUUUGAAAUUUCCUGGAAAGUUGGCAAUUGAUGUGCUUAACAAGCGGCUGUUCAUUUCAGAUAGUAACCAUAACCGCAUUGUGGUCACUGAUCUAGAUGGAAACUUUAUUGUCCAAAUUGGGAGCACUGGAGAAGAAGGUUUACGUGAUGGUCCCUUUGAUGAAGCCACCUUUAAUCGCCCUCAGGGCCUGGCUUAUAAUGCAAAGAAAAAUCUCCUGUAUGUUGCUGAUACUGAAAACCAUGCUUUGAGGGAGAUCGAUUUUGUCAAUGAAAUGGUGCGGACUCUUGCUGGAAAUGGAACCAAAGGUUCUGACUAUGUAGGGGGACAAAAAGGGACUAUCCAGGUUCUCAACUCUCCGUGGGAUGUCUGCUUUGAACCUGUCAAUGAGAAAGUUUAUAUUGCAAUGGCUGGCCAGCAUCAAAUAUGGGAACACAAUAAUGCGGAUGGAGUUACUAGAGCUUUCAGUGGUGAUGGUUAUGAAAGAAACUUAAAUGGUUCAAGCUCCACUAGCACAUCAUUUGCACAACCGUCUGGAAUUUCACUGUCUCCUGAUUUGAAGGAGGUAUAUAUUGCUGAUAGUGAAAGUAGCUCUAUUCGAGUGCUUGAUCUGACAACAGGAGGAUCAAGGCUGCUAGCUGGUGGUGAUCCAAUUUUCUCUGACAACUUGUUUAAGUUUGGAGACCAUGAUGGAAUAGGAUCUGAAGUACUGCUUCAACACCCACUGGGUGUAUUAUGUGCAAAGAAUGGUCAAAUAUAUGUAGCUGACAGCUAUAAUCACAAGAUCAAGAAGCUAGAUCCAGCAACUAAAAGAGUGAGUACAAUAGCAGGAACAGGGAAAGCUGGUUUCAAGGAUGGAAAGGCACUGGCUGCUCAGCUUUCAGAGCCAUCUGGAAUUAUUGAGGCUGAAAAUGGUAGACUUAUAAUAGCUGAUACAAACAACAGCAUCAUCAGGUAUUUGGACUUGAACAAGGAAGAAGCUGAACUUCGGACUUUGGAGCUAAAAGGAGUUCAGCCUACUGCACCAAAAUCCAAAUCCUUGAAACGUCUUAGGAGACGAUCAUCAGCUGACGUGCAGACAAUUAAAAUUGAUGGUGGUUCAUCUAAGGAGGGAGACCUUUGUCUCAAAAUAUCAUUACCUGAGGAGUACCAUUUCUCAAAGGAAGCACGCAGCAAAUUUAUUGUUGAAACAGAGCCUGAAAAUGCAGUUUUGAUUGAUCCCUCAGACGGAUACCUUAGUCCAGAAGGAACUGCAAUCCUUCAUUUCAGGAGAUCCUCUGCCUCAGCUUCAACAGGGAGGAUAAAUUGCAAGGUCUACUAUUGCAAAGAAGAUGAGGUGUGUUUGUACGAAUCACUACAGUUUGAAGUACCCUUUCAAGAAGUUCAAGACUCUAUCCCAUCAGAAAUCACAGUUGCGUAUGCUGUGAAGCCCAAAGCUUCAACAAACAGCUUGCAGCUACCUGUUAGUCGUUGAUGGCCAUGCCACAUAAUUACACUGGAGACAGACGGGAAGAGGUCAACCCAAAAUUCCACUUUCUUGCAUCGCAUAAUCGGGUCUAAGCUACAACAAAGCAUAUGUGUUUUUACAAAUACAUGUCCAUACUGUUUUGACUCAGAUUUGUAAAUCUCGUGGAUACCUUUAGUAGUAGCUAUUAUAAGUGACAAUCAUCUAUCGGUACAGCUAUCGGUUUCUAAAUAAACAGGCAUAUUUUAGAGCA
Ricinus communis (castor bean) is the source of this 3821-nucleotide messenger RNA. Its product is annotated as protein SUPPRESSOR OF QUENCHING 1, chloroplastic. The record is from RefSeq and is a predicted model, not a curated record. Gene Ontology annotation, molecular function: protein binding. The transcript has 29 exons. The coding region runs from base 332 to 3577 and encodes 1081 amino acids. Lineage: Eukaryota; Viridiplantae; Streptophyta; Magnoliopsida; Malpighiales; Euphorbiaceae.